AUGUCGGACAUUAACCCGCAGGUAGUCGAGCAGGCUGCACAACCGCUCCUCGAGUCGCUGGGCAUCCCGUGCAAGAGCCGCGAUAUCUUUCAACUAUAUGAAGAUCGUGAACUCUGUGCGUCAUCUGCACUCGUGGUCAUAUCCUGCGUCUGUCCGCCAUCUCAGGGCCGCGACUACCUCGACCCCUUGAUGCAGAAGUACCUCGGCUACGCAGUGGACAGGGCCGAGAGACGGCUCGUUUACGAGAAUAUGACAUUCGAGGCUGCAGUGGGUCAACUUCCGCAUGCGACGGUGAUCAGUAUCAGCCGACGGUCGGACAAGGUCAGAGUCAGCGGUACCCCCUCGACGAUUGCCACUCUCGGCGCGAUCCCAGGGUACAAGCCGCAGCAGUGCGCGGAGGCAUCAGGAUCGGAGGCCACGCCGCUUGUGAACGGCCGCGACCUGAUUGUCAAGGUCGCCGACAACGGACCGCUCGAAGCCUCUCACUACUUGGGGACCGACGGCAUCUUCAACCUUGUCAGAGCGUGCAGCUCCGCCACCAUACGCGGUUGGAAAAUUCUUUUCGCAGCCGAUGGCGGUGGAGGUUUAACUUACGGUUGCGGUCUCAAUGUGCUCGCCACCCCUCGAGGGCGCCAAGUACCAGCAACGCCGGUGGCCACUGAGUACAUGCCAGUUGUCCUUCGUACGUUGGGAGGCUCUACGGGCACCUAUGCAGACUUCCACGAAUACGCCAAGGACUUGAGGGUUCAACAACUCAUGGACGGGUACUUGCGCAGCGUACAGGCUGGAGGUUCUGAUACAAUAUGGGACCAGGCAGUGGUUGCAACCAGUGUGCUUCAGCCGCACGCCAACUACAACACGGGGAUCAUGUGGCUCUUCGCGACGGCAGUAAGGGCUGCUUCCUGGAGUCGGUGGCUGCAAGUAUUGGACACUGUGUGUUUCACGGGGUUCGCCUUCUACGUCAUCAUACCAGGCAUUUUCGGGCUGUCUUUCUCCGCUAUCCAGUGGGCACUCAAGUGGGGCUUGGUCAACAGCAGGUGUUGA
This is a messenger RNA of Prorocentrum cordatum, 1044 nucleotides long. Lineage: Eukaryota; Dinophyceae; Prorocentrales; Prorocentraceae. The record is from the annotation of a GenBank genome assembly.